Molecule: messenger RNA, 2260 nt
Organism: Monomorium pharaonis (pharaoh ant)
Lineage: Eukaryota; Metazoa; Arthropoda; Insecta; Hymenoptera; Formicidae
Product: homeobox protein PKNOX2
Exons: 8
Coding region: 762-2087 (441 amino acids)
Biological process (GO): regulation of transcription by RNA polymerase II
Molecular function (GO): RNA polymerase II cis-regulatory region sequence-specific DNA binding; DNA-binding transcription factor activity, RNA polymerase II-specific
Source: RefSeq, a predicted model, not a curated record
AAUUUAAUCAGCUAAUUAUUUAAGUUGACGAGAUUGAUGCCCCAAAAUUGCAGAUUGCAGUUGUAUGUAGCCAAAUUGAUUAAAAAAAAAGGGGGCAAACACAGAAACGGUAUGCGUGGCGCCAUCCGACGAGUGGCCGGCGCAGCUCUCGGCGGCGGCGCCGCCGCGGCGAGAAACCUUCGCGAAAAGUAUUGAAUCGGUGACGUCACAAAAGACAGGCAAGUGGAAGGAGUAGACGGGGCGGACGAUCGGCGUUCGGUGCGAAAAAAUGUCCGGCCACCGGGAUCUGUCUACGUGAACGGUACUCGCGGCGGAAUCGGUUACACGCGCAGGCACCGGCACGUCGGACGCACCGCGGCCGGGUUCCGGUUUGUCCGGCGAAAGGGACGGAAGUGCGUGUAUUCGUUCGUUCGUUCGUUCGUUCGUUCUUCCUUCCUUCCUUCCUUUCCCCCCUGACACGUGCACACAGGGACAAGAGACACGGGGCCCUUCCCCCGUCGAUGAUCCGUCGGUGGUGCCUCGCGGCGGCUAUGACGGUUCGAUCGCGCCGUUCGUAGUCGCGUGAACAAAACAAAAGGAGAGCGAGGCGAGACGACCGCAGACGACCGCUUCUACGUGGACCGAUACGUUACGCGGAGUCACGCAUCCUUCAAUUGAGCGGGUUUGACGGGCCAAGUGAGCGGUCGCAUCCGGAGGCGCGGAGGGAACGGAGUCGCGUGGAAUCCAGAUGAGAAUGGGGAUCGCCAAGGGGGAAUGAUAGGAUGCAAGAGGGUAAUACCGCCGUUGCGCUAGCGAUGGUGACCCCCGGAUACGAUCAGGACCCUGCAAGUGGGGUCGCCGAUUAUACGACUCAUCAGGAUCAGGCCCAAUUCGAAGCGGACAAAAGGGCCGUGUAUAAACAUCCGCUCUUCCCAUUGCUAGCGUUACUCUUCGAAAGAUGCGAGCAGGCGACCCAGAGUUCGGACAAUUCCACGUCCGAAAGCUUCAACAUGGAUAUACAGGCUUUUGUCCAACACCAAGAAAGAGACCGAAAGCCUUUCUUAAUCAAUGACCCCGAGAUUGACGGUUUGAUGAUCAAGGCGAUACAGGUACUUCGCAUCCAUCUAUUGGAACUGGAGAAGGUGCAGGAGUUGUGCAAGGACUUCUGCAACAGGUACAUCACGUGCCUGAAGGGCAAGAUGCAAAGCGAGAACCUGUUACGCAGCGAUUACAGCCAUCACGGACACGACAUGGGUCCGUCGAGUGGGAGCAACGGAAGCAGUCCGUUGCAGGUGCUGUCAUCUACAGGCAAUGAUGUUGAGUCGGGAGCUAACGGAUUCAGAGUGAGCCGUGGGGACGUCGUGGUGGAGAGCGAUGGUGCACAGAAUCCGCACGCGCGGGAAGAGAGCGUUAAUCACGACCAACUGUCGUCGUCGGUCCGACAACCGUCUUCCGCCGUCCAGCGCUCGGGCAAAUCCACUAGCCAGGAUCACGACGAUCCGCUCUCACCGUCCACCGUACACGGAAGCACGCCUCUCUCGCAAAUCGGGGCGCAUGGAUGCGCCCCGGUUAACGACAUGUAUCUCGGUCAAGACAUUACAGUUGCGGGCUCGCCUUCUCCCGUGGCGAGUGAAGACGAGGAGGAGGGUGCCAGCAACGCGGCCUCGAAUCACUCUGGCAAUCACAGGAGUAAUCACGGUAGUGCUAGAAAGGGACGUCAGAAGCGUGGUGUCUUACCCAAACAGGCAACCAGCAUCAUGCGAACGUGGCUCUUUCAGCAUUUAGUACAUCCCUACCCGACCGAGGAUGAGAAGCGUCAAAUUGCCAGCCAGACGAAUUUAACGCUGCUACAAGUGAACAAUUGGUUUAUCAACGCCCGCCGACGGAUCCUGCAACCCAUGUUGGACGGCGCGGGCACAGAUGCAGCGUCGCGCGCAGGGAAACGUCACAAGACCUCGAAACACACUGCGCAACAACAGGCGGCACAGCAACAGCAAGCAGGCUGGCAGUCCGAUGAUUCGGCAAGUGAUUCAGGCUCUAGCGACGGUGAGGGAGGUGCCACCAGAUCGAAAGACGGUAACGAUAGCGAUGAGGAUGAUCUUCACUGACCUCUGUCGAUCAUCGAAACGUCAACCUCUUUACGUUGAACACUGCGGAUGAAACGAUGACGAUAAAUAAGAUAAUCCUAAAGAUGAUUACGUGACACAUCCGGAUAUUUUUUGUGUUAUAAAAAAUCGUCCGAGGGCGUCCCACACAUACGAUUAAAGGCUAGUUACUGGAA